This is a messenger RNA of Menidia menidia (Atlantic silverside), 750 nucleotides long. The record is from the annotation of a GenBank genome assembly. NCBI's taxonomy places the organism in Eukaryota, Metazoa, Chordata, Actinopteri, Atheriniformes, Atherinopsidae.
AUGUGUCACACAGAUGUGUUUGCUCCCCUCUUUACCUCUUUAGCUCAGUACUUUGCCAGCACCAUGAUGAUCGUGGGGCUGUCUGUGGUGGUGACCGUCCUGGUUCUUCAGUUCCACCACCACGAUCCUCGGGGAGGGAAGAUGCCUAAAUGGGUGCGAGUCAUUCUCCUCAACUGGAUCGCUUGGUUCCUGCGCAUGAAAAAGCCCGGAGAGGAAAGCAAAACAUCCGGGAGCUCGAACUGCCCGCCGAACUACAAGUACUCCCACUCCCCCACCCACACCAGCACCAGCAGCAUCCAGAUGAACACCAUCCCUGGGCAGGCCUCAACUCAGACCACCUCCACCACCACUAACGGCAACAUGAACCUGUACUUCAGCUACCACUCCAUGGGCACGGACAACCCGGCCUUCCCCCCCAACGCGGACUCCUCGGGGGGGCUGAUGCUGUGCGGGAAUACCAGUGGAGGUGGAGGUGGUGGAAAUGGAAACCAGCCGGACGUUCAGACGCGGACGUUUGUGCUGGAGCACGUGCCGGAGAUCUCGCGCAUCCUGGAGGAGGUGCAGUUCAUCGCCAACCGCUUCCGGGAGCAGGACCAGGGCGAGGAGGUCUGCAGCGAGUGGAAGUUCGCGGCGGCCGUGGUGGACCGCCUGUGCCUGGUGGCCUUCUCGCUCUUCUCCAUCGUCUGCACCUUCACCAUCCUCAUGUCGGCGCCGAAUUUUAUCGAGGCAGUGUCCAAGGACUUCACAUAA